Messenger RNA from Hibiscus syriacus, 1318 nucleotides. RefSeq lists its product as uncharacterized. NCBI's taxonomy places the organism in Eukaryota, Viridiplantae, Streptophyta, Magnoliopsida, Malvales, Malvaceae. The record is from RefSeq and is a predicted model, not a curated record. The transcript has 6 exons. The coding region runs from base 89 to 1237 and encodes 382 amino acids.
UUUUACAUCUCUGCUAAGCAAAUCUUUUACACUCCUCCUCUGUUUUCCCCUGUUAUUUCCCCCUGUUUUUUUGGUCAUAGCUGAGCUUAUGGAUGAUGCCGAGUUUUGGCUGCCGGCCGAGUUUUUAGCGGACGACGAUGGGAUUAUGAAGAAAGGGAACCUUAAGAACGAAAACGAUGGAAAAACCGGAACUGAGUCGUGGGCAUCUAGUCAUGGUUUCCCCUCUGAGUUGCCUUACGAGUUUGACUCGUUCGGCUCGGUCUCAGCUCUGAGCUCCCCUGUUGAAUCCGUUGUCGAGUCGACGGAGACUGAGAGCAGUGACGAGGAUGAGUUUCUCGCUGGAUUGACUCGCCGUCUCGCUUACUCCACGAGUCAGAAACUCACUGUUGCCACUCUUUCCUCGGACAAAAACGAGAAAAACGGAGCUUUGGCGAGUUCACCAAGGUCGACUCUGAGUGGACUCGCGUACUUGUUAUCUUCAAGCAACAAUAGCCCCAUUGGACCUUCUCAAGUUCCAUCUCCGUCAACAACACCAUUCUGUGCUCAAAACGACACUUGGGAUCUCAUUUAUACCGCAGCUGGUCAAGUUGCAAGGCUCAGAUUGAGCAAUGAAGUCCCCAAAUACACCAACUUCAGCCAUGGUUACAUGUUGAAAUUAUUAGAACUCGAGUGGCGGAUGUUUGUUCUUGCUAGAGAUUUCCGGAAUCGAACAACUGCGUUUUUUAAUGGAAGACAACAGCAGAUUCAGGGUAGGAUAAGGAAUAAUGUUGUAGGGGGAAGACCAUUAGGGUUGCCUCAAUCUUCAUGGCCACCACUUCAAGUUCAGUCCCAGCCAAAGCAGCUUCAGAGUCAGAACCACCCUGGUUCCGGCAUGAGACCAAUGUUCAUCCACGGAUCCAGAGGCGUUAAACGAGAGUGCGCCGGUACCGGUGUCUUCAUCCCUCGUAGAUACAACACCAACACCAACACCAACACCAACACCAACACCAACACCACCACUACUGAACCUAGAAUGAAAUCAGGUUGCUCGACAGCGUUACUUCCAGCAAAGGUUGUCCAAGCGCUAAAUCUCAACUUCCCUAAUACCAACAACCGUCACGUUCAGCCUCGAUUCGAUCCAGGUUUCGCAUCAAGCUAUGAUGCAUUGGUAGCAAGAAGAAAUGCAUUGUUGACACAAGCAAGAAGAAAUUACAGACAAGAAGGAAGCCUAAAUCUACCUCAGGAAUGGACUUACUGAUUUUUUAGAUUAAUGGUUGUUUUGUUGGGAAAAUGGUAGUGAUAGUAGGAUUUAGGUAUAUGGUAGUAUUUUGCUUUAUUA